UUGUUGUUCUCUCCACAUGUACCACUCUCUCUGGAUGGACAACAGGCAAGGAUUAAGGUACGUUGUGUGCAAUCACAUUCUACCAAGCUGACAUGCUUGUGCUCUGAGCACUUGUUGUUAGGAGGUAGACAGUGUAAAGAAGAGCACAUACGGAUAACUGAAUGUGAUACUAUUCCUUAAUUGAGACAAGUAGAUCUACUCGUAGUGUAGCCUCCUUCACCGGCCUUCAUAGGAAAGAAGGCCUGCUAUCGACUGCUUGCGCAUGCGCCAAAUUAUUGGAUAUUUUUUCCCGUAAAAUUUCCUAUAAUACUGGAUUCAUCAGAGAAAAUAUCCUAAAAGUCAUACACAGAGCUAUAUAGCUAGCUAGCUAGAGACAGAGCUGUGUAUGUUUGUUGUACAGCUAUUUUCUUCUGCAGUAGCAGUAGUAUAGUAGACUUUCACCAAAGAUAGUGUUAAAUGGCCUGUCCAUAUAGGCUCUUGUCAGCUUUCACUCCGUUCAGACGAUCGUCAUCCACACUGUUGCAGGCUGUGAGUUUUUUGUUAACAUAGCAGGCUAAGGGUAGCUAUCAGAGAAUGCUAUCAGAUGGGCUAGCAACUCAAUCGAACUUUCUAUCUACUUCCUUCAAUCCACUUUCGUUCCUUGUGAUGUCACAGUUUUACUGAGCAUAUACGAUGUUAUCCAAAGCCCCCAGAUCGAUACCGGGGGGAUAUUAGCGCAUGCGCAAGCAGUCGAUACCAGGCCCACUUCCCUAAGUGAAGUGGGAAGUGCGGCCUGGGAUCGAGGCUACUCGUAGUAGUACCUGAAAGUAUGCAUGGUUAAUCAAGUGUUUCAGUCUGCAUUUUUGGCUGUCCACAAUUGUUUCCCCUCCCCUGUGUCGUGCAAUCACCACUGUACUGUAUCACUGUACUAAUGUUCUCUUCCUUCCAUUUCAUGCAUCUCCACCUCACCUUUGACUGACCCUCUGAAACAACAGAUUGUAAGUUGGUGUGUGUUGACAGAGUAAUUAGUGUCUGUUGCAUAUUCUGUGAUGUUUCUUCUUCCCCAUUAUUACUCUUGUGUGUGUGCAGUGCCAUAGUGUUAUAUAGGGAAAUAUUUAGUAUGAUCAUAUUCAACCUCGUAAUCAUUCAUUUACUAUCUUCCCACUGUUUGCUCUGUGGACUCUCCCUCUCUGGAUCAACAGUGGGUUAGUUGUGUUUGCACGUGCACACUUAUUUUAAUGGUUACUAGGAACUCGUAAAUUAUCUUUGUCUCUUUCUAUAUUGUCAACUUGGUAUUAGCCGAGGCCCACACAACUUAUUAGGUUGUACUUUUUAUAUUCGUAGAAUAUACACCUAAGUUCAUUAGUUGGUACGUACAUUAUCGUGUUUGUCUCUUCCCAUGCACACACUCAUUCCUAUGUUGGACCACACACUGAUUUGGACUACUGUAGGAGGUGAGCUUCUUACGAGUACUCAAUGUCCACACACUAAAAUGGUUCAGCUGCAAUGUGUACGGAUGUACUGGUUACCUAGCAUCAUUAGCGUGUGUCCCUUGUCCUCUAGAGCUGACCCUCUCCCUCGUAUAGGGUAGACCAUGGCUUUAAACUUGUUCAAUUCGUAAUCCCAUUUUACGGGCACAAGUUCGAAAUACCACCAUUGUGUACAUUGUGUACAUGUAAAUUUGUGUUUAUGUAAAUUCCCCAACCAAUUAAGUGCCUACUGAACCUAAAACUUGUUGCCUAUUCUCAAUGUUUCCCCAACUUUUUUAGAGCUUUUCUAUACCAGGUCUAGCCACUUGUUGCUAUGUGUAGUCAGUCCCAUACACACCAGCGUUCAACUGAUCUGAUGUCUUGUAUGUGUGUUAAGAUUAAAUCUCUCUCUCACAUGUACCAUUUGAUGUGUCUCAGCGUAACAUUGAGACUGUGAGUUUAUUGCAUGUACAUAUAAUGGCGUACUAGGCUGACUUGUAUACAUGUACUACUGCAUGAAGGCAGAAAGAAUAACUUGCGUGACUUUAUUUAGGAUUAGUACGUACUGAAAGUUUCAUGCUGUACAGACGUUAGACUGGCGGCGAUAGAGCGACUGGCAAACUGCCUAUCAGUCACUUGUCUCAGCGGAAGUGUAAUAGAUCGUAUGACACUACUAAACAUGAAUAUCGUUAUAGAUAAUGUGGUUAAAUUUUGCUACGAGAUUCAGCUACUAUGGAAUGCACUGAAUCCCCUGAAGUGUAUUUGCGGUUACAAUUACAGGGCUAAUAUGACGUUGAGCAAUCUGAUAGGCUGCAAUGCUCGUUGCAGCUGAGACGAGUGACUGAUAGGCAGUUUGCCAGUCCCUCGCGCUACGCACGCGAGGGGCUGUCGCCGCCAGUCUAUACAGACGUGUACUUGCAAUAAUUGAUGUAUACAUGUGUGAAUGCAUUCGUGUAUUUGAACAUGUUCAUUUCUCUACAUGUCCGUGUCCUACUGCUUGUUAAUGUGACUACUGCUAAUGAUUACUGGAACAACAGAUGGUAAGUUACAGUAUGCAGACAUGUAUGAAUGCACUUACUGCUCCUACCAUCAUCCCCCUCUCUCUGUUUCCAUGUGUGUCUUACGCUGGUGUCUCAUUAAUUGGACUAAACAGAAGGUGAGCGGGACACUGCACUGACUUGUGACUGUACUUGUGUCAGUAAUGUUUGAGUUGCAUGAGUACAUGUGUAUUGGCAUUCAUAGUGUACAGGUUUGUGAUUAUAUUCUUUUCUCUCUCCCUACAUUUCCAUGGUUACUGAAUAUCUGGAACGAUAGAGAGUGAAGGCUAGGAAUGAGAGUGAACUGACUAGUCAUGAGACGAGAAGAGCUGCCCUCCAACAGAGACUGUCUGGUGACAUCACUGACCAGGACCGGAGACAACUGCUGGGAGAGCUGGAGGAGGUAGAGGGGGAGAUCAAGAAGUGUGUCUCAGGGAUACAAGACUGUGAGGAGAUAAUACAUAUGAAUGAGAAUGCUAUUGCUGAGAUACGAGGAGAAGGACAGGAGAGACAGAGAAAGAAAGAAUCAGCGAAGCGGUUGUUUGAUGAGGCGAUGAAGCACGGAUAUGUCUUGGUGAACAUUGUCAACAUGCUUGUGUUUGGACCGGCGGGAACAGGGAAGACCAAUCUCAAGCGCCUGCUAACCGACAAGCCCCCUCCACCACAGCGAGACAGCACUCCUUGUAUGGAAAAGCCAGCACGCAUUCGCCCCGUGUCCAACACGAAAUUCAAGUCAACUGGAAGAGGCUGGGAAGAGAUGUCUCAGCCAAAGCUGCGCAAGCUACUUGCUGAAAUCAUCGCUAAGUUACCAAAAGAAAGCACCGAUCCAUCCACAGCAUCAAGGGUUGCCGAGAGCUUGAAAAAGAUGACCACAACCGAGCUAAUUUCGGGUCCCGAUUCUGAUUCAGAUGAUUCAUAUUUUAGUUGCAAUGAGUACCUUUCUGAUUCCCAAUCCAGCAACGAUUCUGAUGGACUUUUCGACUCCGAUGAACUUUCUGGCUCUGCAAGAAUGUUGGACAAAGCCAUCGAUGAAGUGAUAGCGAGUGUAGUGAGUGGUGUGGCAGAAGAGCUGAAGCCAGCCACACAGGGAACUGACCAACUGUCGAGCAGUGACCAGCAAGAAGGAGAACUGUUCGAUUCCAACUGGGUGUAUGUUACCGACUGCGGCGGCCAGCCGCAAUUCCACGACAUCAGCCCUCUCUUCAUCAAGCACAUUUCGGUGGCGUUGAUAGUCCUGCGUUUGAUUGACGAACUCUCCAGUUUCCCUUCUGACGAGUACUACAAGGAUGGGCAGCUUGUUGGUAGUCCUCAUGCAUCUCACAUGACCCUUGGGGAGACACUUCAGAGUCUCAUUCGAUCCAUUGAGUCCCAUACCUCACAAGACAAGAAGCCGAAGAUGAUCUUUGUGGGCACAUUCUUUGAUCAGCUGAAAAGCUCGGAUACACUUAUCGAGAGGAAUCAAGAGAUUCUCGACAUGCUGCCACCCGAUAUCAAGAAGCUAUUGGUGUACGAAAAUCUUGGAUUGAACAAUCUGAUUUUUGGUCUCAACACAAUCAGCCGAGAAGAAGAUUCACUGGCCACUGCCAAUAGGAUUAGAAUUGCUAUUGAGCGCUCUAUUCCGCUACAAGUCAAAAUGCCCAUCUGGUGGUCAUUCUUGGAUUCACUUCUCCAGAGUUUGUCUGCCAGUCUCGAGCGAGGUGUACUAGGCAUUGAAGAAUGUCUCCAAUUAGCCACUCGAUUUGGUUAUUUGCUCCAAGAUCUUGAAGCUGCUCUGGUCUUCUUUGACAACGUGUGUAUAGCGCACUACUAUCCCUCUAUUCUCCCCAACACAGUGUUUGUGGAUGCCCAGAUUCCACUAGACAAGAUCACCGAGCUCUCACAGCACGCCAUUUUUCUGAGGAAUGCACACUCUACUGUUAGCCCAGGAGGGACAGGCGCCGAAUGGAAGAGAUUUCGAGACGAGGGCAUAAUCACUUUAAAGUUUCUACGAUUCUUUAAGAAGCAUUACGUUGAAGGCAUCUUUUCUCCAGAAGAUAUGCUGUUGAUCAUGAAAUAUCUUCUCGUGAUUGCUCCCAUUCCUCUAGUGGAAGCCACUACCCACCAAGCCGAGUUCUUCAUGCCAUCUCUACUCAAAUCCAUCCAACCUGCUGAGCUAGACAAAGUCCGUUCCUCAUCUAUCCCCCUCGCUAUUCACUUUCCUAGUGGGUGUAUUCGCUCUGGUGUCUUCUGUUGUACGGUUGUUGAUGUAAUGCGGAGGCAUGAUUGGAAAGCUGUUCUCCCCUCAGGUGAUCCAAUUCUUUUCGCUAAGAAUUGUAUUCAAUUUCGAUAUCCGAAUCGUUCUUGUGUCAUCUCAUUGGUUGAUUCCUUCUUCUGUAUGGAAGUGUAUGUCAAAGCCCCCCCUCCAUUACGCAAAGAGUUGUGUCCCAUAGUUUGUUCUCAACUAAUGGAAUCCAUCAAAGCUGCUUGUGUUGUUUUGAAUUACAACAAUGAUACACCCAAACCAGCGAUCUUUUGCCCUUGCAAGAAGAGCAUAGGAAGUGGAAACAAGUUGCACCUUGCCGAUGUGAGUGUGGAUGGCUAUUGGAUGUGUUCCCUUCAUGCAGAUGAGUGGGAAGAGCUCAGUGACGAACAUAGAAUUUGGCUGGGCAAUAGCGAAGGUUCAGGUGAACCAUCCUCUGUUAUGAGAGAUGUCACUGAAAGAACGAGUGAUCAGCUGCAAUACCCCGGCCCAUCGUCCCCUAUAGGGGAACCUGCGCGUAAGAAGAUGAGAAUGACUGAUCAACAUACCAGUGAAUUCUCCUCUGUUACAGUAAUGGAAGAUGUGUCCUUGAAGACGGAAGUACAUGUGCAUGUUCAUGAUCAGCGAAAUACUUCUAACAAAUCCUCUCCUGCAAUGGAACAUGUGUUUGAUAAAAUGAGCGAUCAACAUACCAGUGAAUUAUCCUCUGCUGCAGUAAUGGAAGAUGUGUGUAAGAAGACUGGAGUGAGGGACCAACAACUAGAUCAAGAAAUCCCUGAGAGUGACAUCACUCGAUUUGCGGAGAAAUUUCCACACCUACUGAGCGUGCACAAGGCUUUGACAAUUGACGAUCUACAACAUGUUUACGAGAAACUACACACUGCACAUGCAAGUGCCAGCCCUCACUGGUUCAAUCUGGGAUUGGCUCUAGGUCUCAGUCAUUUCAUUCUCACCAACAUCGAUACUGGCAAGCAUCGUGGCGAUAAUGUGUCUUGCUUGCGUGAAGUGUUGGUUAAGCUCCUGAGUACACAAGUUGUAACAUGGAGUCUCCUGUCAGACGCUCUCAAAAAACCCACAGUGGAUCUCAUCAAUUUGGCUGACAGCAUCACAGUCAAUCAAUCCACAACUCCUAACCUGCUGAAUCGACUCAACCUCACCCCAGCCGACCGUGAUGGUGUAACUGAUAUCACAAGUCGUUAUGGCAAUCAAGCUGGAGUGGCUCAUGCAUUGAGAGCGUGGCGAAAAACGAAUCCUUCCAGAGCUACCUUCAGGGCCUUGGUGGAAGUUGCCAUAGGACUGAGAAGAGGAGACACUGCUACAGACAUUUGUAGAUUCAUUGUAGAGAAUACAAGUGGAACUGACCGAAACUGAAUUUUAUACGUAACGUUUUUAUUGAUACUAUUUUGUUUGCAAUGCUUUGCUUUUCUGAACACAUUUUUGGUGUCUCUGUGAGAAGUUGAAUGAGCAUGUGCAGUAUGAACAUUUUAGCAACGCC
Molecule: messenger RNA, 6219 nt
Organism: Halichondria panicea
Lineage: Eukaryota; Metazoa; Porifera; Demospongiae; Suberitida; Halichondriidae
Exons: 12
Coding region: 2949-6095 (1048 amino acids)
Source: RefSeq, a predicted model, not a curated record